Fraxinus pennsylvanica is the source of this 780-nucleotide messenger RNA. The record is from the annotation of a GenBank genome assembly. NCBI's taxonomy places the organism in Eukaryota, Viridiplantae, Streptophyta, Magnoliopsida, Lamiales, Oleaceae.
AUGCUUGGAGAAACCUUCCUCCUUGAAUGUUUAUCUUCCUUGAUCCUAAUCCAAUUACUUCAAACAUCCAGCGCAAGCCAUAACCCCCAAUGCGACCCUUCUGCCUGUGGCAGGAUUCCUAAUAUUAGCUACCCUUUCCGAUUAAGAGAGGAUCCAAAACACUGUGGCUAUUCCAGCUACGAACUAGUUUGUGAUAACAAUAUUACCUCACUUGAUCUAAAUUCCCAUAAGUACCAUGUGCAAGCCAUCAAUUACCACAAUUUCACUAUUCGUCUUGUUGAUGCUGCCUUAAAAAAUGACAGUUGCUCCUUUCCUCAGUAUUCUCUAUUUCGAUACAACUUCACUAAUAAUUUUCCAUAUACAAUCUCCAGCUACAAGCAAAGAAAACCAAGAAUAUUAGCUGAAGUAGCAUUGCCUAUUACUUUUGUGAGCUGCCCAUAUCCCUUCAAUUCUUCUGUCUUUUCGGAAACUGCUCGUUGUAGCCACAAGGUCUAUGCUUCCAAUGAUUCCAAUUCAUCAACCCGAAGAUACACGUAUGUUAAGGCUGGUGAUUUGAAUGUAACAGAUGUGAGAGAUAUGUGCAGUAUUGAUAUCAUAGUAAUGACAUCGUGGCCAUUUAAGGAUGCGAAUAAUCUUUCGCUUUCAGAAAUCCGUGGCUCUCUUCUAUAUGGGUUUGAGCUUUCAUGGUUCACUGUGAAUAGCAGCAUUUGCAAAAAGGAAAAAUCUUGUUAUCUUGAUGUUGAUGAAAGAGGAUCUAUCCAGUACUAUAGUAAGUCAUGA